Messenger RNA from Sciurus carolinensis (gray squirrel), 3153 nucleotides. It is a transcript of the gene Hnrnpul2, whose product is annotated as heterogeneous nuclear ribonucleoprotein U like 2. Gene Ontology annotation, cellular component: membrane. The transcript is spliced from 14 exons. The coding region runs from base 739 to 3039 and encodes 766 amino acids. The record is from RefSeq and is a predicted model, not a curated record. NCBI's taxonomy places the organism in Eukaryota, Metazoa, Chordata, Mammalia, Rodentia, Sciuridae. Gene Ontology annotation, molecular function: protein binding.
AAAAGGGAGGCCAGGGUUAGAGUAUUCCUUGGUUCUGGAGAGGCUUUUGCCUACUAGUGGCUAAAACAACUGCUUUCAUGUUGCAACAACUUCCUUUCCAAUUUCUUGUUACUGUCAAGACGCUCCUGUCUACACGAGAGUAGGGAAGAUAAGCCGCCAAGCAAGCAGAACUAAGAGGCUGCGGCGACUGGAAGUGAACCUGGAGUACGAGUGGUGAGAGGGUUGGAGGGACGCAUAGGGGAGUUCCGGGCGGCUGCGCAAACCCUUGGCUGAAGUACGGAAAGACGGGCGCGCACACGCUUCCGUGCUACGAGGCACUUGAUCCGCAGCCAGCCUUGCUCGUCUAAGACCCUGCUGCGGCUGCGCGGUAAAACCACCGGUGCUGAUUGGCCCGGGGAGCGAGAGGGGCGGGAGGAGGAGGAGGAAGGGAACUCCGUCGUCCUCGGCGCGCGCCCGCCCGCGGUAAGGAAACCGAAGGGCUGGAAGGGAAGCUGCUCCCUGUUGCGCUGUUUUGGGCUCCUUGAGCCGAAAGGGGGAGGGGAAGAAGAAGGCGACACAAACUACGCAGCGGGAACUGCGCGGCCUCCGCCACUGCGUGCGUGCGUGCGCUCGCUCGCGCGGGCCCAGUGCUGGCGCGUGAGGCGGAGGCGGGCGGCGGCGGCGGCGCCUGCGCGGUCGGGCUCGGUCGACGGUUCGCAGGGGAGGAGGCGGCGGGAGGCGGAGGAGGCGGCGGCGGCGAUGGAGGUGAAGCGGCUGAAAGUGACCGAGCUGCGGUCUGAGCUGCAGCGGCGGGGCCUGGACUCGCGCGGCCUCAAAAUGGAUCUGGCGCAGCGGCUGCAGGAGGCGCUGGACGCCGAGAUGCUCGAGGACGAGGCUGGCGGUGGCGGGGCCGGGCCCGGCGGGGCCUGCAAGGCGGAGCCUCGGCCUGUGGCCGCGCCGGGCGGCGGCCCGGGCGGAGACGAGGAGGAGGACGAAGAAGAGGAGGAGGAGGACGAGGAGGCGCUGCUUGAGGACGAGGACGAGGAGCCACCCCCUGCUCAGGCCUCAGGCCAGGCCGCGCAGCCGCCGCCAGAGCCCCCGGAGGCGGCAGCCAUGGAGGCCGCGGCCGAGCCCGAUGCUUCGGAGAAGCCGGCAGAGGCCACCGCCGGGUCAGGUGGCGUAAAUGGUGGCGAAGAGCAGGGCACCGGCAAAGGAGAGGAAGACGAGCCAGAGGAGCGGAGCGGGGACGAGACGCCGGGAUCCGAGGCUCCGGCUGACAAAGCCGCGGAGGAACAGGGAGAUGAUCAAGAUAGUGAAAAGUCAAAACCAGCAGGCUCAGAUGGUGAGCGGCGGGGGGUAAAGAGACAGCGGGAUGAGAAGGAUGAACAUGGCCGAGCUUACUAUGAAUUCCGAGAGGAGGCUUACCACAGCCGCUCAAAGUCUCCACCACCUCCUGAAGAAGAGGCAAAAGAUGAGGAAGAAGAUCAAACUCUUGUGAACCUGGACACAUAUACCUCGGAUCUCCAUUUUCAAGUAAGCAAAGACCGCUAUGGAGGGCAACCACUGUUCUCAGAGAAGUUCCCCACUCUUUGGUCUGGGGCAAGGAGUACUUAUGGAGUUACAAAGGGAAAAGUCUGCUUUGAGGCCAAGGUAACCCAGAAUCUCCCAAUGAAAGAAGGCUGCACAGAGGUUUCUCUUCUUCGAGUUGGGUGGUCUAUUGAUUUUUCUCGUCCACAGCUCGGUGAGGAUGAAUUCUCUUAUGGUUUUGAUGGACGGGGACUCAAGGCAGAUAAUGGGCAGUUUGAGGAAUUUGGCCAGACUUUUGGGGAGAAUGAUGUCAUUGGCUGUUUUGCUAAUUUUGAGACUGAAGAAGUAGAACUUUCUUUCUCCAAGAAUGGAGAAGACCUAGGUGUGGCAUUCCGGAUCAACAAGGAAUCCCUGGCGGACCGGGCCCUUCUACCCCAUGUCCUCUGCAAAAAUUGUGUUGUAGAAUUAAACUUUGGUCAGAAGGAGGAGCCCUUCUUCCCACCACCAGAAGAGUAUGUGUUUAUCCAUGCUGUGCCUGUUGAGGAGCGUGUGCGCACUGCAGUCCCUCCCAAGACCAUAGAGGAGUGUGAGGUGAUUCUGAUGGUGGGGCUACCUGGAUCUGGAAAGACCCAGUGGGCACUGAAAUACGCGAAAGAAAACCCUGAGAAAAGAUACAAUGUCCUGGGAGCUGAGACUGUGCUUAAUCAAAUGAGGAUGAAGGGGCUCGAGGAGCCAGAGAUGGACCCUAAAAGCCGAGACCUUUUAGUUCAGCAAGCUUCCCAGUGCCUUAGUAAGCUGGUCCAGAUAGCUUCCCGGACAAAAAGGAACUUCAUUCUUGAUCAGUGUAAUGUGUACAACUCUGGCCAGCGGCGGAAGCUAUUGCUGUUCAAGACCUUCUCCCGGAAAGUGGUAGUGGUUGUCCCUAAUGAGGAAGAUUGGAAGAAGAGGCUGGAAUUGCGGAAGGAAGUGGAGGGAGAUGAUGUGCCUGAGUCUAUAAUGCUAGAGAUGAAAGCCAACUUCUCUCUGCCUGAAAAAUGCGAUUAUAUGGAUGAGGUGACAUAUGGGGAGCUGGAGAAGGAGGAAGCUCAGCCCAUUGUCACUAAGUACAAGGAGGAGGCAAGAAAGCUGCUGCCCCCCUCGGAGAAGCGGACAAACCGCCGAAACAACCGGAACAAGCGUAACCGGCAGAACCGAAGCCGAGGCCAAGGCUAUGAUGUGGAGCCAGGACCCCAUGCCAGCUGUCUGAGCGCGCUCUCCAUUUCUCUUCCAGUGGGCGGGCAGCGCCGAGGCUACGACAACCGGGCCUACGGGCAGCAGUACUGGGGGCAGUCUGGAAACAGAGGGGGUUACCGUAAUUUCUAUGAUCGAUACAGGGGAGACUACGAUCGAUUUUAUGGGCGAGAUUAUGAGUACAACAGAUACAGAGACUUUUAUGGACCGUACAGUCGGGAUUGGCAGAAUUACUACUACCACCACCCCCAGGACAGAGACCGAUACUACAGGAACUACUACGGUUACCAAGGGUAUCGGUGAAGCCCCUGCUGUUGAUGCCUGUCAGCCAUGAAGCUGAAUCUCUGGGGGUGCCAGGCACCCCCCAAAACACAACCAAGGAAAACAGGGGCUGUCGGGGUGGGGCUGAGCUGCCGG